Molecule: messenger RNA, 2715 nt
Organism: Penicillium manginii
Lineage: Eukaryota; Fungi; Ascomycota; Eurotiomycetes; Eurotiales; Aspergillaceae
Exons: 7
Coding region: 1-2715 (904 amino acids)
Molecular function (GO): phosphatidylinositol binding
Source: RefSeq, a predicted model, not a curated record
AUGCAGUCCGAUCCCGCGAUCCCAAGCGGAGACCGCGACGAGAAACAGUCCGAGUCCGGCCCGGCCCCCGGUCAGAUCCUGACUGGCAAGCAGGAGCACUACCUCAAGCGCGAACUUAUCGCCCUACAGGUGCGGAGUGAAAUCACCGAACUCAACUCCCCCACCGCAUUGCAACGAUUCGGUGCCCCAUUUCGAUCGGAACUCGGCGAGGUCGCACCCAUUGACUCCGAACUGCCUAUCCUUCGCUACAUCUUCGUUAACCAUGUUCGCAACUUCCCCUUUCUCGACCAGGCCAAGGAGAAGGAGUUCUGGCAGGAUAAGCUACAAGUGUUCCUGGAAUCAUUUGCCAAUAAACAUGUCUCAUCCUCGGAAGACCGUUUGGAGGAGACAAAGCGCCGGAAACUUGCGCGCAAGUGCGAGAAGCUCGUUGAGCUGAUGAUGGUAUCCGGUGUACCGACUGCGUCCGGAUAUGAGGAGCGUAUUCAGUUCUCUGAGAUGGAGGUGGUCGAGCGUGGGGCCAAUGACAAUGGGUUACUGGUGAACAUGCCUGAAGGUCAUGCGAUCAAUGGAUGGGACGUGAAUGUGGCUGCGGUCCGAGUGACAUCUGUCAAGCGGACCGUUCGGUACCACCAGCAUGCAGAAUUCAUUCUUCGAAAGAUAUGGCGAAUUCGUCAAGCUGCACCGAAGAUUGCGCACCGAAUUCCCCGGCAAACAUCUCCCUCCUCUCCCCGCAAGAAUAAGACCUCGACAAGUUCCAGCUGGUUCGGCAGUAAUGGAGAAGACGACGCUUCUUCCGUAUCAUCCCUCUCCACGCAGGACGCCAGCGUCGCCGACGAGGCCCCCGCAAGUUCAUUCUCAGGCCGAACAUUGGCCCCCGGCGGUCAUCGGCGAUCAAUCUCGCGAGGAUCGACGCGAUCUACUAAAUCUCCACGGGGUUCAUCAACAGACGUAUCACGGGAGACCGUCUUGUAUCGUGAGGAGCAGCGUGUCUCCUUACGUGCAUUCAUUCGCACCCUGUUGCAGAAUAAGCGCAUUGCCGAGUCCAAAUCCAUGGAGGAGUUCUUGACUGCCAAGCCAGUCUCGCUGAAUGAGGAGGAACUGCUGGAUGUGGACAGACGCAAGGCAAUGGAUGCAGUCAGAAUCGAGGAAGGAAGGAGAUUCUACGAGAUUGCGCGGCAGCGCGCUGCAGAGCUAGAUGUGUAUAUGGAGAAAUUCCGCCGGGAUAUUGUUGAGAGCAAUGGUUUGACAAAGCUUUUCUCCGAAAUUCGCGAAAAGUCAUGCAUUGCAGAGCUCAGCCCACAAUACCAGAAAUUCGCCGAAUGGCUUCGAAUUGAGGUUGCCGCAACCGUCUAUCAUCUGUUCCUCGCGGAGGAUAAUUCCCCAGAACUCUUUGCACAGGCCAAGCGGAUCCACGGUCUUGUUCCAUACACUCUCAUGAAGAAUGUUAUUCGCAUCGCCAAUCCCGCUGCGGUCAUGUCUGGCGUUUUGGACCUCUUCUGCGCUCAGCCCUUUGGCUCAAGGUCAUUACUGCAACGAAUCUUCUCCCUGACUCUCAACGACAGCAUCAAGGAUUUCCAAAAGUCGAUAACCUCGCUGACAGGCAAGGUCGACGAUACCGUUCUCGCAGAGAAGCUGAAGAACUUUGUGGAUGCGGACGAGAGCAUCAAGAACGAGAUUCGAGAGGAGGCCGAAUCAGAGGAUGCUGAUAUCAUCGUUGCUAUUCUCCGCUCCGAACUGAUCUCUCCAGAGCUCAACGCUGAGCAAAUCGGCAAGGUCUUCAACGGGUGGGUCGCCUGGAACAAUGCUGUAGACAAUGUCGACGUGGAAAUGCAGCAAGGAGCCCAAUGGUUCGCCGAUAUGAAGCAGCUUCUCAAGUUGUACACUCGCCAACGCGACAAGGCGAUGAUGAUGAGCAUCGUCGAGGAACCAACCACGCUUCAACUGUUCCGCGAUCUCUUCACCAUCUUCUACGAGCCGCUGGUCCGGGUAUACAAAUCCGCCAACGUGUACAGCAGUAUCACCGAUUUCGCCCUAUUUGCUAACGAUGCCAUCGCCGUUAUCGAGAGUGCCCAACGCCAGGAUGCUUCGGCGGAUCCUAACCAGACCGUCCAGGCCUUUAUCGACCUGUGUGCUCGCCACGAGGACAACUUCUACAAGUUCAUCCACGAGGUUCACAUCCACGACAACGGUCUGUUCCAGUCACUUAUGGGUUGGAUCGAGGAGAUCCUGGAAUUCCUGCGCAAGGGCCCGAAGGCUGGCGAGGGCGGCCGCCUCGACAUGAACGCUCUGUUCCAAGGCGCUGUUGGCGUUGGCCAGAUCGACAGAGACAUUGCGCUUGUGGAAAUCAACGCGCUCAUCAAGUGGCAAGAAGACCGCAAGAGGUGGCAUUUGAACAAGACGCGCCAAAAGAUGGCUGCUGAGGGAACUGGCAGUGAAUCAAUUCCGGGGAGUGCCAGGAUCAAGAGCAGCGACUUUGGUCUGGACGAGGCCGAUAUUGAAGAUCUCGCCAUCUCCGACGCAUCCGACUCUGAUGAAGAUGAAGCUGCUGACCAGGAGGAAUUGGACGACCCAAUUGCCGUCGAGCGUCGCCGUCGUUCUAAGAAACAAGAUCAGCUGCGCCGCACUGCUGGCGAACCCGUCAAGCCGGAGGUAACGGAGAUUCUCAAGUUGACCGAUCCGUUCGUCGUGAUGCUGCGCUAUGUGUUGGCAGAUUAA